This is a messenger RNA of Aspergillus versicolor CBS 583.65, 2097 nucleotides long. RefSeq lists its product as uncharacterized. The annotation marks the transcript as partial. The record is from RefSeq and is a predicted model, not a curated record. NCBI's taxonomy places the organism in Eukaryota, Fungi, Ascomycota, Eurotiomycetes, Eurotiales, Aspergillaceae. Gene Ontology annotation, molecular function: hydrolase activity, hydrolyzing O-glycosyl compounds; chitin binding. Gene Ontology annotation, biological process: carbohydrate metabolic process. The transcript has 5 exons.
CUUGCCUCCAGGAUAAACGAAGCCCCCAACGGCUUUCCGGAACAUCUUUUUGCCAAAUCUGGCAAGAACGUCGUAGGUGUCUUUGUCGGUGCUCAGUUUGAGAAGCCUACAGCUGCCGGAUUGAUUCGAGACUUUCUGGACAAUGCUGUGCUGGGAAAGUCCGAGCUCGGACGGGUUGCCGCUGAGAUCUGCGGCGGCGAACGCACCCCAAAUCCACAAACCUUUGGCGUGGUAGCUGGCCGUGCUGAGGAUCUAGGCGAUAUCCAAAGAUCACUGCGCCAGUGGAAUGAGGCCGGGUGUAUAUCUGCACCUCGCAACCGUCAAGGGUGGAAACAGACACUGCAAAUGAUACCAGCCACGGAUAUAGAUGUUGGCGUGAAUUCAGGUUCUACGAUCACUACAGCCAGCGCAAACACCGUGUCUGCUGCGGUCUGCGAGGCGAUCCAGGCGCAGCCGGGCGAUGGAUGCGAGGCCCUUGCAGACCGCUGCGGCAUCACCAUAGACGAGUUCGAAAGGUUCAAUCCCCGCCCUGACGGAAUAGAUGUAUGCAACCCCACAUUUGCCGGAGAGCACUACUGCUGCACUGAAGGUGAUCUGCCUGAUUUUUCACCUCAGCCGAACCCAGAUGGAACAUGCAAACGGUACACCAUUCAGCCCGAUGACAACUGCUCUAAGCUUGGUGAGACAUAUAACAUGGACAAUGAGCAGAUUGAAGAGCGCAACAAGAAUACCUGGGGCUGGAUGGGAUGUGGCUACCUCGUUAUUGGAAGCCGGAUCUGCCUGAGUAUAGGUGAUCCUCCAAUGCCUGCAGCAAUCUCAAAUGCGAUAUGUGGACCCCAAAAGCCUGGAACCCCGCAUCCGGAUGAUAUGAAUGAUCUAAUAAACCUUAACCCUUGUCCACUGAAAACAUGUUGUAACGUUUGGGGACAGUGCGGUAUUACCGAGGAGUUCUGCACCGAAGCCCCAUCAGACACUGGAGCGCCAGGUGCAGUGAUACCAGGGUCCAAUGGUUGCAUCUCGAGUUGCGGUAUCGAUAUAGUGAACAAUAACGAACCCCCACCCCGCUUCAUGAAAGUAGGGUAUUUCGAGGCUUGGAAUCCCGAUCGACCUUGUUUGCACAUUCAUCUAUCGUGGCUUUUCGCAACUGACAGAUUACACAAGCACUUCGCCUUCGCGGGGAUCACCGAGGACUUCGAAGUCGAUCUGCUCGGCCUAGAUGACAUCUUUGAAGAGUUCAAAGCAAUUCGAAUCGGCAAGCGAAUACUCUCGUUCGGCGGCUGGUCUUUCUCGACGGACUACGACUCCUUCCCCAUUUUUCGGGAGGGCGUAACACCCGCACAGCGGCAACGAUUCGCGGACAAUGUUGUCCAGUUUAUGCUGGACCACGAACUCGAUGGAGUCGAUUUCGACUGGGAAUAUCCUGGAGCACCCGAUAUUCCGGGUAUCCCCCCGGGAUCACCUGAAGACGGGCCUAACUACCUGGAGUUUCUUAAGCUUGUCAGGGGGCAAUUACCUGAGGGUAAAGAGCUUGGAAUUGCAGCUCCAGCCUCGUUCUGGUAUCUUCGCGGGUUCCCCAUCGCGGAAAUGAGCGAGGUGGUCGAUUACAUUAUUUAUAUGACUUAUGACUUGCAUGGGCAGUGGGAUUACGGCAAUGAAUGGGCCAUCGAAGGAUGCAGUGCCGGUGAUUGUCUCCGUUCUCAUGUCAAUCAGACGGAAGUCGAGUACUCCCUUUCCAUGGUGACCAAGGCAGGAGUCCCGGCGAGCAAGUUGAUUAUUGGAAUGGCGCUAUACGGGCGAAGCUUCCAAAUGGAGCAGGCUGGAUGCCACGGACCAGAUUGUCGCUUCACCGGGCCAGACUCUGGCGCCAGGGCGGGUCGCUGCACCGAAAGCAGCGGGUAUAUCUCCAAUUAUGAAAUUCGGCAAAUAAUAGCAUCCUCGGGCAACGCCCAGUGGAUCUCGGACGAUGCGGGGGGCGACUUACUGAUAUACGACGAUACUCAGUGGGUGUCCUGGAUGUCUGAAGACAACUAUAACGCACGUCUUGACUGGGUGCGAGGACUCAAUUUUGGAGGAACCUCGGAUUGGGCAGUCGACCUU